Teleopsis dalmanni is the source of this 982-nucleotide messenger RNA. RefSeq lists its product as uncharacterized. The record is from RefSeq and is a predicted model, not a curated record. Bases 227 to 796 code for a protein of 189 amino acids. The transcript has 5 exons. NCBI's taxonomy places the organism in Eukaryota, Metazoa, Arthropoda, Insecta, Diptera, Diopsidae.
UAUAUGCAUAGAGCAAAUUAAAUUCUAUAUAACAUUUUUGUAUCGUUAGUGCAACAUGUUUAAGACCACAGAUAAACUAUUUCCUGUAUUAAAACUGAAUACGCCGGUCUUACGUUCGCGUGGAAGUCUCACAGGAUCUCACAAAUAUACAAAAAAUAAUGUUACAAAAGAAUUGAGUUCCCCAGUAAAAAAAAGUGGUAUGUUGCAGGACGGAUUGGAUUAACGAAUGCGCGCUAAAUCUGCCAAUUAUUGCCUUAAAUGGAGCAUCAUCUAUGUAUUAUUAUUUGCACUUUUAUUUUAUGAUUUAUCAUUUAAAUGUCCGCGUGCUUGUUCUAAAUGGUAUUGGGUUGAGUAUGCCUUAACAACAUAUGUAGCCAUAAGCGGUAUCAUUUGCGUGGGAAAAUAUUUAUAUUAUAUAUUAUCGACUGUGCCUCUUCGUGGGACAAUGGAACAACAACGUUUGUUACAAUUUGAUGAAAAUGAUAAAUCAUUUGUUGUUGGGGAAUUAGAUGAAAUAAAUGAUAAUUUGAAAUAUAAUGGCAAUGAAAUAACAAUUGACAGCAGUUUCCUUAGCUGGCAUUCAUCCUUUAAUGAUUCACGCAAUUUAGCGACGUCUAAUUUGCAUAGCAGAAGGCAAGGUUCUCCGAUACAUCAAAAUCUCAGUUCGCAGCAAAUGCAAUAUCAAUCGUUUAUCAAUUCUUCUAAUCCUAAUACUCUUGAGAAUAGCAACUAUAGCAAUAACAGCGCUUAUGCAUCACCUUAUCGAUAUACGCGCGAAGAUUUAAUUGAAGAUUAAGAAAGUAGAGAAAUACUUAAAAGAAACUUCAGAACUAGAGACUUUGAAUGAAACGCCGGACCAAUCUGGACUUUAUCACAAUAGUAACGUAAAAAACGCAUUCUGGAAUUAUUGUCAUAGCGCUGCACAUACACUUAAAACUUCAAUAUAUCAAUUAGCGCCACUACCAAGUAAAAUUUAUUAAUA